This is a messenger RNA of Eucalyptus grandis, 724 nucleotides long. RefSeq names its product putative protein TPRXL. The record is from RefSeq and is a predicted model, not a curated record. Bases 86 to 424 code for a protein of 112 amino acids. Gene Ontology annotation, biological process: negative regulation of cell population proliferation. NCBI's taxonomy places the organism in Eukaryota, Viridiplantae, Streptophyta, Magnoliopsida, Myrtales, Myrtaceae. The transcript has a single exon.
GAAUCACUCAAACCUCUCUUCCCCACAUCAUCAUUCUUCCCACAUUCAACGAAGCUUUCGAUCCUUGUCUUGUCCCCAAGACAAAAUGGAGGAUAUAUGGAAGCCAUCCAAGAAGGAGAAAUGGAGCAACGGCCAUUCAACGUCGUCGUCGUCGCCCUCAUCUUCGUCUUCUAAGUUCGCUCUUUCCAGGAGUUUCUCGGCCAAGACCACCUCCUCCAACACCCCUGGUAACCUCGCGAGGAGCGGCUCGCAGCGUUGCUCCUUGUCGUCGUCCAAGGGCUCGCUCUCCCGGAGCUGCUCCCACAAGGGCUCUAACAUCUCCCGCAAGUGCAGCAACAUGGCCAAGGAGCAGAAGGCGAAGUUCUACAUCAUGAAGCGCUGCGUGGCGAUGCUCCUCCGUUGGCACAAGCACGACGAUUCCUGACCCGGCGGGCUCGAGGACUAUACAUAUAUAUAGGGGGGACUGUCUGUAUGUAUAGUAUAGAGACGGAUCCGAUCUAGUAAAGUGGCUUUGCGAGAAAGAAUGAGCGGCUUUCGAUCCGGAGGAGCCGAUGCACGGUCCCGAUUUUGUUUUCUAUUUACUCUUAAUUUUUCUCCUUCUUCUCUCCCGGGAAUUGGAUGCACUUGUGAUUGUAUUUUGCCAUGUCGAGGGAGCUACGUACGGCUUUCUACACGGGGUUGUAAUUUGCAUCGGAUAUAUUUUGAAUCACACGAGAUCUCUCCA